Molecule: messenger RNA, 2483 nt
Organism: Danio rerio (zebrafish)
Lineage: Eukaryota; Metazoa; Chordata; Actinopteri; Cypriniformes; Danionidae
Source: RefSeq, a predicted model, not a curated record
AAUGCAGGUUCAUGUCCGAGCUUUCAUUUAAAUCAGCAAUGACUGAGAGGACAGAGCAUUACCGGAGCCAACCAGAUUUCAACUGGAUCUGCCAGUGAAUCUGACGUGCGUGUUGUCUUUUUCCAAAUGGCCAAUAGUUCAUCAUGGAAGGCAGCUCAAAUGGGAUGGAAUAUUCAGACAGAAAUGAGAAAGCCUCUUCAACCACAUGCUGCUCUCCAAGGCUGAAGAUCUUUAUCUGCGCACUCGCCUUCUGUUACUUCUCUAAAUCCAUGACGGCGUCUUACACCAAAAGCACCAUCACUCAGAUUGAGAAGCGGUUUGAGAUCACGAGCUCCACCGUUGGUUUCAUUGAUGGCAGCUUUGAAAUGGGUAAUAUGUUGGUCAUUACACUGGUAAGCUAUGUUGGCGCUAAGUUUCACAGGCCCAAGAUCAUUGGAGCAGGGGUUCUGCUGAUGGGUAUAGGAACACUGCUAAUGGCGUCACCUCAUUUCCUUAUGGGCCGGUACAAGUAUGGUACAGCUGCCACCCACACUAAUGAUGCUGGUAAUUUCACUGUGAUCUCUACAUGCUCAUCCGACUCUCAGGAAACUCUUCAACAGCCUUACUCUGAGUGCCAAAUAAUUGAAGCGGAAAGCUCACUUUUGUGGGUGGUAGUGCUUUUGGGAAACGCUAUGCGUGGGAUUGGGGAAGCCAGCAUUGUCCCUCUGGGAAUGUCAUUCAUAGAUGAUUAUGCACGGCCAGAAAACUCUGCUUUUUACAUUGGUUGUCUGAACACACUCAGAGGGAUUGGGCCAAUUUUUGGUUUCAUUCUUGGAUCUCUAUGUGCUAAUCUUUAUGUGGACUUUGACUUAGUGAAUCAAGAAAGCGUGACCAUCACACCGCAGGACUCUCGCUGGGUUGGGGCUUGGUGGUUGGGUUUUGUGGUGUCUGGCUUGUUGACUCUCCUCGCUGCUUUUCCUUUCUGGUUCUUGCCAAGAGCUCUGCCUGAAAACUCCCAAACCUCCGAGCUAGACCACCCCUCAGAACAGCACAAAACCACACCCAGCCUUACAGAGAUAAUCAAAGAUUUUGCACCAACUUUUAAGCGCCUGCUCACCAAUAAGAUCUACAUUCUGUACCUGGCGUACAGUAUAGUGGCAUUCAACGACUUCGCCAUAGUUGCAACAUACACGCCAAAGUAUCUGGAACAGCAGUUUGGGCAAAGUGCAUCCAAAGCCAACUUUCUGAUAGGAGUGACAUGUAUUCCGGCAGUGGCUCUGGGUAUUUUCCUGAGUGGGUUGAUGAUGAAGAGGUUUAAAUGGGGUUUGCUGGCAUCCGCAAGAGUGAAUUUGUUCACCGGUGUCACCAUGUUGCUUUUGGCCGUACCCUUCUUCGCUCUCAGCUGUGAAAAUCUAGAUGUCGCAGGGGUUACAGUGCCCUAUCAAGGAUCUACUGAAGUUCAAGGUGUAAUAAGCGAUGUACUCCCUUCUUGCAAUGCUGACUGUGGGUGUCCAGACCUCCAGUGGGAUCCAGUGUGUGGAGAGAAUGGAGUGACCUACAUCUCCCCUUGCCAUGCGGGCUGCAAUUCCACCCAGGGUGCAGGAUGGAAUAAGACAUUCCAUGACUGCAGGUGUAUUCAGAGCUGGGGACUGAGCGUUGGCAACUCCUCUGCAGUUCUUGGACAGUGUUCACGAGAUCCCAACUGCAACCAAAUGAUCUACGUUUUUCUGGGAGUGCAGUCUUUGGUCUUGUUUGUGUACAGUCUUGGCGCUGUUCCCUUUCUCACUUUUUCUAUGAGGAUUGUGGAUCCUGAGAUGAAGGCUCUCUCUGUGGGAGUGUUACUGUUAUCUAUUAGAGUUUUGGGUGGUAUUCCUGCACCCAUUUACUUUGGUGGUCUCAUUGACACCACCUGUCUGAAAUGGGGCCAGAGGAAAUCCUGUGGAAGGGGUGCCUGCAGAAUUUACGACAAUGAGACCUUCAGGUUCCUCUUUCAGGGAAUGACCAUCGGCCUUCGAGUAUUAGCCUGUUCCGUGCUCUGGAUAGCCACCAUAGAGAUAAAGAGAAAAAGUGCAGAACAAUAAACAAACAUCCAUCCAUUCAUUUUCUUUCGGCUUACUACCUUUUAUUCACCAGGGGUCGCCACAACGGAAUGAACCUCUAACACAGGGGUCACCAAACUUGUUCCUGGAGGGCCGGUGUCCUGCAGAUUUUAGCUCCAACCCUAAUCAAACACACCUGGACAAGCUAAUCAAGGUCUCACUAGGUAUACUUGAAACAUCCAGGCAGGUGUGUUGAGGCAAGUUGGAGCUAAAUCCUGCAGGGACACCGACCCUGCAGGACCGAGAUUGAUGAUCCCUGCACUAACAUAUAUCCAAAGACAUAGAACUUCAAAAGCCUAUGCUAUAAGAUCCCGAACACCAGGAGACAAAAAAAAUGGUGGUGUUUUAUUUUUAGGUGCACUGUAUGUUUAUGGGCUUUGCUUUAUUAAAUGUUUCUGCAAUAUU